Oppia nitens is the source of this 1015-nucleotide messenger RNA. Its product is annotated as calcium channel flower-like. Lineage: Eukaryota; Metazoa; Arthropoda; Arachnida; Sarcoptiformes; Oppiidae. The record is from RefSeq and is a predicted model, not a curated record. Gene Ontology annotation, cellular component: membrane. Gene Ontology annotation, biological process: vesicle-mediated transport. The coding region runs from base 236 to 868 and encodes 210 amino acids. The transcript is spliced from 5 exons.
AGUAUUGUUAGCCAUUUAUUACUUACUGUCUAUUAUUAUCUCAACAAAAAAAUUAUAGACAUUUUAUUAUUUGUUUUUUAGUUAAACAUAAGUUUGUCGGAAGUAUUGAAACAUUUUUUUAGGAUAUUUUUUAUUAUUAUACAUAACAACUGUUGUCUUGAAUUAAAUUAUCAUAUGAUAUAUACAAUUGAAGACAAAAUCAACAACUGAUCCCAUAUUUAGCGCCUCUGAAGAGAUGAAUUUCUUGAGAUCCAAUUCCCAGACGCCGACUACGGCGACCACUUUAUCGCCGCCACCGGCGCCCCAGUCGGACGUGCCGUGGCUUAUGAGUACCGGAGCUAAAGUGGUGUCCACUAUUGCGGGCAUAUUCGCCAUAUUUAUCGGUGUCUUAAGUUUGUUCACCAGUUUGUUGGGUCUGAACGCUACCUGUAUUCUGGCCGGCGGUCUAUUGGCAAUUGAGGGCACAUUUAUGAUAGUCUUGGAGGCGCCCUGUUUUUGCACGUACUUUCAACACGCGUACACUCCGUCCAGCUAUUUGGAGGCCAAACCUCAUUGGAUUAAAGCCACUGUCUAUCUCUUUUUUGCCGCCAUUCCCUUCUUCUUCUGUAUUGGUUUGACGACAUUUUUGUCGUGCGGUUUCAUAUUAAUCAGUUGUGGCCUAUACUUGAUGAUGGCUAUGGGCAGAAAGGCUUCAUUGGAUGAGAUGAGAGUCAACGCCAAUACAGUUGUAUCAGAAAAGCCGAGUGCAGUACUCGUCCAAAAUGAAGAGCUUCCCAAAGGCACAGACCCACCGCCAGCCUAUACAGCCUAUACCCCACAACAGUCCAACACAAUUAGCGGACCCUAUAACCAGUCCGUCCACUACUAAACAAUUUAAAUAAUCAGAGAUUAAUUUAUUUUAUAUAACUUUCUUUAAAAAAAACAUCUGUUUUGUGGCCUUCGUUUAACUAUUAAAAAAAACUUGUGAUUUUAAAUUUUAAUUUCUUAUAUAUUUAUAAUCCACAAUUACAACAUA